AUGAGCACAUAUUGGUUGAAGAAUUUUCUCGGUGUUCGUCAAUCUGAUUUUGAGCUGUUGCGAAUUCCAGCUCCGACUGCAGAGUUCUGCAUUCAUGUCACGUUAAGAAGCAUUCAGACUGGAGCACUUCUCGGCUCAGUGCUUGGCCCACUGUCAGCAGUGAUGUUCGAGAGAAAGGCAGCAAAUGCAGAAAAUCUUAGCGCGUCGUUCGUAAAUGGAGGAACAACUGGAGCAAUGAUUGGCGCGUUGAUGGGACCAGCGAUAACUUAUCUAUCGCUCAGAGAUAUGAAUACUGUACAGUUAUAUGACAAGUGUUACCGAUUGAGGUACGUUUCUGGAAAUUUGAAACAUCGAAUAUCGGCUGCUCUUGGUUAUUUGACCAACGGCUCAAUGGGAUUUGUAGUCGGUCUGGACUUGGCUGUACUGAUGAGCAAUCUUAUGGGAAAAGCCUGGUAG
Messenger RNA from Cooperia oncophora, 456 nucleotides. NCBI's taxonomy places the organism in Eukaryota, Metazoa, Nematoda, Chromadorea, Rhabditida, Trichostrongylidae. The record is from the annotation of a GenBank genome assembly.